AUGAAUAAUAUAAAAACAGAAAGAAUACAAAGCUCUAAGUAGCAUUUAAAAGUUAAUCAAAAGCAAGAUUUUCUUGGCUAAGGUGGUUUAUAAUCUCUAACUCAUAAUUAAUUCUUUAGUCCUUAGGCUUCAGCUUAAUCUAUUUAGAGAAGAAAGAGUGGAUUUGAAGGUUAGAAUGGUAGCUAAAUUCUAAACAAUAAAUUAAUAUCUGAAAACAGUAAAAUAGGAAGUUAUGUAAACUCAUACAGGCAGUUUGAUAUGAAUGAUAUCAAAUAAAAUCCAGCCAAUUACGCAUUAAGAAAUUUUUAACCAACAUUGAAACCAAUCCCUAAUUUAAAUUUCUCCCCUUAGAAAAAAGGAUAUUCUAACAAAAACUCUUCAAAAGAUGAAAUUCAUACAAAUGGAUAGGAAUUUUAAGACCAUGGAAUUAUUUAGGCAUAGCAUCACUCAUAAAAGAAUUUGCAUAGCACAAAUAUGCUGAUGAAGUUGACUCAAUCACCGUUAGAUAAUUCAAAAGCUCAAAGUUAGAAAAUGUUAACUGAAUCCAAUUAAAAUACUAAUCGCUUAAAUUAGAGCAACUUUGGUUCUUCAGAAACUGAGCCACCAAAACACACAAGAAUACAUACUACAAACAUAGUGAGCGCUUCAUAAAAGAAUUACUUUUACUCACCUGUAAAAUAUGAGAGGAAGAUAAACUCGUCAAAAGGUGAGAAGACAGCUAAUAAUAUAGGUUUAGGUGCAAGAAGUGUGUCUAAUUUAUAACAUUACAAAAGAAAGUUAUAUCCCAAUAAUAUAAAUUCACUGAACAACAUAAACGAUUUUGAAGAUACUUAGAUUUUUUAGGAUUUUUAAAAGCCUUAAGCACCUACUUAAGGUAAUGAGAUAGUUAGUCAAAAUAUUUAGAAUACGGAAUCUAGUUAGCAAUAAAUUAAUACUCUAUAAAGCAUCCCAGCAGUAAAAAAGGAUACUUCAGCAAAAUAGUUUACAGUUAAAACAAAGAGCGCAUCCCAAUUAUAAACUCUUUCAGGUUUUUAAAAGCUUUUGAAAGUAAAGAAAGCACUUGCUUUAGGCUCAAAAGUAACUAAAUUUUUGGAAAUCGUAAAACAACAAUCUCUUCAGCGUCAUAGUGAAGCUAGUGAAUAGUAUUCAAAAGAAUGUAUUUAAAUUUUAAAAGGAAUGCUUGAAGAGAAAGAAUAAGAAGCAGAUUAAUUAGAAUAAGUUGAGUUGGAAGAAAAUGAAAAAGAUUAAUUUACAGAUUUAGAUUUAUAAAAGGGAAUUAAAAAAAAAACAGAGAAGUUGACUAAAAAAGUUUUACGAACAAUCUAAGAUGCUAUAAUUGAACCAAUUUCAUAAAAAACAUACAGAGCGUUAUACUAUGAGAAAUGCAAAGAAGUAGAUAGAAUCAAAUUCACAUAUAAAGAUAUGGAGAAGGAAGUUGAAGUUUUAAGAAAAAGUUAAAAAGUAUUUGACGAUAUAGCAGCUAACUAUUUCCGUAAGACAGAGGUUAUUGAGAAAGAAAAGUAAAAGUUAUCAGAAGAGAAGAAAUUAGCCUUGCUAGAAGUAGAAAGACUUGAAAAGAAGCUAGAUGAAUCUAAUAAUUAUUACAAUUUUUGGUAAGGAGAGUAUCAUUAAGUGAAUAAAAAAUACAAUGAAGAAGUAUAUGCCCUAAAUUAGUACUAAGAAAAAAUGAAAAAAGAAAAAACAGAAAAAACAUUCUUAGAGAAUUAACUUUCAUCUCUUCAAAAAUAAAUUGAAACAAGGAAUUCAGAGCUUGAAAAAAUAAAGACAACUUAGGUGCAGCUAAAAUGGAUGAAAGGUUCUAUAUCCACAUAUCAAUAGGACUUGCUAAACAAAAACAUUUAGAUUAAUUUGUGUAAGGAUCUGGUUGUAAGUAAAGCUGAAGCUUUGCAAUUGAUUUCAAAAGAAGAGCUAGAUAAAGAUUAACCUUUAAUAGAUUUAAUCAAAUCUGUAUUCCACUCAAUAGCUGUUAAAUUGAGCUGA
Tetrahymena thermophila SB210 is the source of this 2001-nucleotide messenger RNA. RefSeq lists its product as hypothetical. The record is from RefSeq and is a predicted model, not a curated record. NCBI's taxonomy places the organism in Eukaryota, Ciliophora, Oligohymenophorea, Hymenostomatida, Tetrahymenidae. The transcript has a single exon.